CAAAAAGUAGCUUAAUGAUAGUCACAUAUGAGUGUUUUGCUUCUCACGACUGUUUGUGAUUUCAUUAUAGCACUGAUUUCUUUGUAAACCAUAUUAUAAGCUUUACUAUUGCUUUGAUGACCUGUACCAAUAUCAGUGUUUUGUAACGUAAGGCUGUCCCACGUGUCGCCUAACUGACACAUGCAGUGGAAGAUUCCCCGUCCAUUAGCUAACGUUAGCCACCAUAGCUAGCGGUGCAGUUUUUAGUCAUCAGUGACAGUGAUACUGGUCGACACAAAACUUCGGGGCAGCGUAGUCUCACCUUCCUGUCACCAGUCAUUAUGAGCGAAUAUUUCUGUCUUUCAGACUGUGAUGUAAUUGGUUUCGAUUUGGACCAUACCCUAUGUCGGUACCAUUUGAAGGAGACCUCUAGGCUUAUCUAUGAAAGCUUUGCCAGGUAUUUGGUGGAACAUAAAGGAUAUGACCAAGAUCUUUUGACCCUCAGUCCCGCCACCUGGGAUUUUUGUUUCAAAGGUUUAGUGUUGGACCUCGAAGAUGGAAACCUUGUAAAAUUGGCUGCAGAUGGAACUGUUUUGAGGGCAACCCAUGGGACACAUGACCUUAGCACAGAAGACUUACUGAAGCACUAUGGUUCAAAGAGGGAAUGGAAGCAUUUCAAUAGCCUUAAUACCUCGUACACACGAUCUGCAAAAUACUAUUUCUAUGACAACUACUUUGACCUCCCUGGAGCACUACUCUGUGCAAGAGUCGUGGAUAUGUUGCACAAGCGUGGUAAUGAGGUGACAUCUGACUUUUGGAAAGACAUGAUUGCCGCUAUUGAUCACAAUUACAACACAUCAGCAUUUAAAGAGGAUGCUGGGACGUACUUCCCCUGUGUGAAGCAGAACCCGGGCCGCUACCUGCAGCCCUGCUCGGACUCGGUCAAGGCCUGGCUGCGUCGGAUGAAGGACGCGGGCAAGGUGCUGCUCCUCAUCACCAGCUCCCACAGCGACUACUGCAGACUGGUGUGUGAGCACAUCCUGGGGAAAGACUUUGAGGAGCUGUUUGAUGUCAUUAUCACCAAUGCCUUGAAGCCUGGCUUCUUCUCACUGGUGCCCCAUCAGAGGCCUUUCCGAACACUGGUGAACGAUAUGGAGGACAGUGAGGGUCUGCCAUCGCUGGACAAGCCAGGCUGGUACUCACAGGGCAACUGGCCACAUCUCCAUGAGCUGGUGAAGACCAUGACAGGAAAGCAGGAUCCUAAGGUGGUGUAUUUUGGAGACAGCAUGCGCUCGGACAUGUUCCCCGCCAGCAGCUACGGGAAGUGGGAGACGGUGAUGAUCGUGGAGGAGAUGGAGGGCGAGGGAGUCCCGGGCAGCAGCACGGCCAAGAGCAGCGAGGCCCCCGCGGAGCCCCUGGAGAAGAAGGGGAAGUAUGAGGAUCAAGGCAUGAAGACUCCCUCGGCUUCGUCUGAGCAGUGGGGCUCCUACUUUACGGACGUGCCCAAGAGCGCCGAUGGGGAAGAGGAGGCGCUCAAACUCACCUGGUGCACUCACAGCAUCCACACAUACAGCACCGUGGCCAUCCCCAGUGUAGAAGCCAUCGCAGAUCUUCCUCUGGACUACAAAUUCCCACGGUUCUCUCCAGACAAGCCCAGCACUACAGGAUACUACCCCCGGCCCCCCGACUCCCUGCUGAAGUGGUCCCAGAGCCACCCAUGAGUGUCCAUCUCCACCCACUGAGUCCCGGGGUCUCUCCAGGCCCCUGGCUGCCCCAUGCGCAGCAUCCCCAUCUCUCGAGCGCAUAGAUAGAUCACCAUGUGAAGGUGCUGCCCCAGUGCAGCACAUCAGCAUCUCCGUGUUAAGUCUGUUUAGACAUUGUCUGUCAUUCGAAUUGAAAACAUGUAACCUGUUGAUGUUGGAGUGUGUCCGUCAAACCGUCAAGUUACUUUACCUCCUGUUUUGAAAGGACUUGAAAACUUAAAUGGCUUUCCAAAUCUGUCUAAGACCUAAUUCUCCAUACUUAGCCAUUGAUUUCUGCAACACUAUGCAUUGGUUGGUGCAUUUAAAUUGACCACCGUCCAUUUUACUUAAUAAGCAUAUAACUCAGGGGGGCCAUCAUUCCAAACCUGGCUAUAAUGGGAAAUAUUCAUUUCUGAUCAUUGUAAGCUUGCAUUUUCUUUUUAGGACUGCCAUGUGUUCUCUGCUUAACAGUUGAAAGUAUUCUGUUUGUUGAAAGUACCCCAUGAUGUCUUAAUAAAUAAUAAAAGACUGAUUGUACUGAUUGUGUCAAAUCUUGCACAGUAUAUUCUGUGGAUAUUUGUUUGCCUUGGAGUUACGUUGUUGUAUGCAAUGCUCCAUUCAAUUAUUGAUCAUUUUCCUCCGUGUGCCAUAAUGGGAAAUAGUACUAACUACACAAAUAUGUCAUACCAUGCUGUGUCAUUCAUACAUCUUGAAGUGAACUUAAAAUGAGUUUCACGUGGAAAAAAAGUGUAAAAGCUUGUCUAUGUACUCUAUUGUUCUAGUGUAAUGUCCUGCUCAGUGAUCUACUGUACUGUAUAUGUGUGGGAUACAUAUGUGCCAUAUUGUAUGCAGAAGCAAUGUCAGCCAUGCUUAAACUGACCACUGAAUGAAUUGAAUGUUUUUCAUUGUUAGUUUGAAUGAAAGCUGGCUGUAGGUUGUGUUGUAACUAUUUGUGUUGGAUCAAACAGUACUUAAAGCACAGUUAAAGCCAAAAUGAGGUGAGCUCAUUUGUCCAAAUGUUUUCUAUUUUGUAUGUAUCGAGUUGAUUAGCCUUUAGUUACAGUUGGUUAAUGGUGUUAUCUUGCUCUUACAGUUUAAAGAAACCCUAUUUGGCCUUGUGCUGUCCUCAUCCAUAGUUUGUACUCUGUAAAAUUCAGGAGCAGUGUCAUUCACCUCAUCUGUGGAAUAAAGACAUGCAUACACCGA
Molecule: messenger RNA, 2927 nt
Organism: Alosa sapidissima (American shad)
Lineage: Eukaryota; Metazoa; Chordata; Actinopteri; Clupeiformes; Clupeidae
Gene: nt5dc1
Product: 5'-nucleotidase domain containing 1
Exons: 12
Coding region: 321-1700 (459 amino acids)
Molecular function (GO): 5'-nucleotidase activity
Source: RefSeq, a predicted model, not a curated record